UCCCGCCGCCAUGUUCUGAGCCGGAAUCCCAUCUCCUUGGAAAGAAAAAUAAUAACAAAUCAGAAUGACCUUUCUCUAGUGAAAUAAAAAGGCAGCUCCGGACAUCGAGGAGGCUUGUAUUCGAGUGUUCCCGGACGGAAAGGGCAGUUUUAUGUUGUUUGCGCUGGGGGAAGAAGCCGGUAGCUGGUCUGGUGCUCAGAAACCGGAUGAAAGAGAGGAAGAAGCUGUUCCUGAAUCGCUGAGUGUGCCUUCAGCUUCUGUACCUCCUUCCUGAUGGUGACAAUGAGAAGAGGGCAUGCCCAAGUUUUUGAUGUGAUCUGCUCCAAGACACAAGGUUUCCUUUUGGGAAAAGUCGAUUAGGCAUUGACUAAUUUUGGAAUUGCAGAAGUAGGUGAUGCUGGGACGAGUGUGCCAGCAAUCAAAACAAGGGAUGGCUUAAUUGGUGCCUGGCAUAGUUUUGUGGGUCCAAGUUGCUCGCUCUUGAUCAGAUGAUGGUAGAAAUAAUAAACUAAGAUUUGAUCUUGAGUGGAAUACAAGAACAACAAAGUGAUACCAAAGAAUUGUACAUAAACUGUAGUAGUGGAGUUAACAUGGAUGAAGACGGACAACAUAGUUUGGAAUGUAUCCAAGCCAAUCAAAUCUUUCCUAGAAAAAAACUAAUUAGAGAAGAAGAAAACCUCCAGGUUCCAUUCCCAGAACUUCAUGGAGAAAGUACAGAAUACAUAGGACGUGCUGAAGAUGCAGUUAUUGCUUUGUCUAAUUAUAGAUUACACAUCAAGUUUAAGGAAUCACUUGUGAAUGUUCCUUUGCAACUGAUUGAAAGUGUUGAAUGCCGUGAAAUGUUCCAGCUUCAUUUGACUUGUAAAGAUUGCAAAGUUAUCAGGUGUCAGUUUUCUACCUUCGAGCAAUGUCAAGAGUGGGUAAAGCGUUUGAAUAAUGCUAUACGACCUCCUACAAAGAUAGAAGACCUUUUUGCCUUUGCUUACCAUGCUUGGUGUAUGGAUGUAUAUGCCAGUGAAAAAGAGCAACAUGGAGACCUGUGUCGACCAGGUGAGCAUGUUGUUUCAAGAUUUAAAAAUGAAGUGGAACGAAUGUGUUUUGAUAUGAAAAAUGCAUGGCGGAUCACAAAUAUCAAUGAUAAAUACAAGUUAUGUGCCAGUUACCCACAGCAAUUACUUGUACCAGCUUGGCUAACUGAUAAAGAGCUUGAAAGCGUUGGAAACUUUAGAUCAUGGAAAAGAAUUCCGAGUGUUGUCUACAGGCACCAGGGUAAUGGAGCAGUGAUUGCACGCUGUGGUCAACCGGAGGUCAGCUGGUGGGGCUGGAGGAACGCAGAUGAUGAACACCUAAUACAAUCUGUUGCAAAAGCUUGUGCCAUGGAUAGCAACUCCCUGAAACAUGUCAAUGGCAUUUAUAUGCGCGAUUGUCCUAAUGGCAGUGACCUGUCUGAUGGAGAAUUUGAUUCUUCAAUGACUAAUACAACUGGAGUAGAAAAUAUAUGCAAUCCGCCACAUAAACUUUUGAUAUUAGAUGCGAGGUCAUAUGCAGCAGCUGUAGCUAACAGGGCAAAGGGUGGUGGAUGCGAAUGUCCUGAGUAUUAUCCCAACUGCGAAGUAGUGUUCAUGGGUAUGGCAAAUAUUCACUCCAUUCGGAAGAGUUUCCAGUCAUUGAGAUUUCUCUGUACUCAAAUGCCAGACCCUGGAAACAGUUGGUUAUCAGCAUUAGAAGGUACCAAGUGGCUUCAGCAUCUAUCCAUGCUCUUAAAAGCAGCAGUACUUGUAAUUAAUGCAGUCGAUCGAGACCAGCGGCCUGUUUUAGUGCACUGCUCUGAUGGCUGGGACAGAACACCACAGAUAGUGGCUCUAUCAAAAUUACUGCUGGAUCCUUAUUACAGAACAAUUGAGGGCUUUCAGGUACUGGUGGAAACAGAAUGGCUGGAUUUUGGUCAUAAGUUUGCUGAUCGGUGUGGCCAUGGAGAAAACUCGGAUGACUUUAAUGAACGCUGUCCUGUAUUUCUUCAAUGGUUGGAUUGUGUCCAUCAGUUACAGAGGCAGUUCCCUUGUUCAUUUGAGUUUAAUGAAGCAUUCCUUGUUAAAUUGGUGCAGCAUACAUAUUCUUGCCUUUUUGGAACAUUCCUGUGCAACAGUGCAAAGGAGCGUGAAGAGAAACACACUCAGGAAAGAACCUGUUCUGUUUGGUCCCUACUGAGGCCUGCCAACAAAGCCUUUAAAAAUCUCCUAUACACCUCACAAUCUGAAACUGUAUUGCAUCCAGUGUGCCAUGUAAGGAAUUUAAUGCUUUGGAGUGCAGUGUACAUACCCAAUUCAUCUCCCUCUACACCUGCUGAUGACCACUAUGCCCCUUAUCCAGUUCCAAGGUCCAUUCCUGAAGAACAGACGUUGGGAAGGUUACCAAAGACUAGAUCAUUUGACAACCUGACAACUGUUUGUGAUAACCCUGGGCCUACAGCAAAUAGACGCUCCAGUGAUCCAAGCCUAAAUGACAAAUGGCAGGAGCAUCGCAAGUCGUUGGAACUUAAUAGUGUCGGAUUAGGAGGAAUGAUGGAUGGGAAUGGACUGGAUGAUUCCUACAGCAAUGAAGCACUGAAAUUGGGAAAGAACCCAUUAGAAGCUGAACUUUCUGUUGCUGCUGGUGUUGGGGAAGGUCAAAUAGAGAAUAUUUUACAAGAAGCAUCUAAAGAGGAUGGUGCGUUGGAGGAACAAUCAAAGGAUGUGACAACAAUAGAACUAAAACAAGAAGUAAAUGUAUUAAGUAGUGAAAGUGAUCUUGAUACUGGCUUGAGUAACCAUUUGGUAACGGACUCUUCAGAAACUUUAGCAACUAAUGAAAUGGAAAAUGCUGAACCUGAUUCUGGGCUUGUUACAAGCUCAGAAGAAGAGACACAGGAGGGUGGCUUGGAUUCCGUUAAUCAUACUCAAGUAGGUGUGAGAGAUGUUGCCCCAGAUUGCCCAUCAAGUAAUACAAAACCAUGUGUUGCAGCAGAGGACUUUGACCCAGACAUUGAACCAGAAAGUCACUUUACUACACCUCAACCUUGCUUAUCACACUUAAUUGCUCCAGACAAACUGGAGGAGAAAAUAUCUACUUUGGAAAGUUCUACAGAAACAUUAACAGAAGAUGGAGCAAAGCAGGAUGUGCCACAAACCUACUCUAAUAAACUUUAUUUAAAUACCAGGGCCAAUGGUACAUUGGUACCUGCUACAGACUCUAAUUUUUCUCAGUUUUUGCCUGAAAAUCAGGAUACAAUAGUGAAAUCCAGAUCAACUGAUACAAACAGGACUUCAGUUAAAAGCAUUCAGAGUACACAGCCUCCUCCUUGUGCCUUGUCAUUCAGUGAAUGUAAGGAUGGAUUUACUCCUAAUGGAGAAGUGAUCAAUGAAAAUGCAGUAAUUGAGAAAGCAAUGGACUUUGGGACUGGUGCUGAAAGAAAUAUCACAGCUAAUGGACUCUGUAUAAAUGGAGAUGAAGUAAGAGGGAAAAUGGUGUUAAGUAGGCAGGUUUCUGCAGCAAGUUGUAGUUCUUUGCAGUUUCCAUCUGGCCAUUUUAGAAACCCUCAGAUCAAGUGGUGUCACUACUAUUCUGGAAAGCAGCAGCCAAUAACGAGUCCAGAUCAACCUACACGAAGCCACUUGGAUGACGAUGGACUGCCCACAUACACUGAUGUUAUACAACAACGACUUCGUCAGAUGGAGACAGGUCAUCAGCAAGAAGUAGAAACUUUGAAAAAACAGGUACAAGACCUAUGGAGCAGGUUGGAAUUCCAGCAUUUUAGCAAUUCUUCACUGCGUUUUAAUGGGGAGUUUAGUGACGAAGUGACCUCUAUCCCAGACUCGGAGAGCAAUGUGGAUCAUAAUUGUUUAUCUCGCUGUAGCACGGAAAUAUUCUCUGAAACUAGUUGGGAACAAGUGGAUAAACAGGACGCAGAGGUAACUCGAUGGUAUCCUGAUCAUUUGGCUUCUCAGUGCUAUGGAUGUGAAAGUAGAUUCUGGCUAGCUAGCAGGAGACACCAUUGCAGGGACAGGGAGCCUGUUGAUGACAAAUGGAAUUGUGGGAAUGUAUUUUGCUCAAGUUGUUGCAAUCAGAAGAUCCCAGUGCCGAGUCAACAACUUUUUGAGCCUAGCCGUGUCUGUAAAUCCUGCUACAGCAGUCUACAGCCCAGUGGGUCUACCCUGGAGAUAGAACUGGACAAACCCAUUGCAGCUUCUUCAAACUAAAGGCAAUGCCUUUCUUCCCGGAAACACGCACAUUAUGGGAUGGUGUACAAGAAGCCAAGCUCUUGGUAUAAUUGUGCACUUAAGAUGGAACUGAAUGCACAUUAUAGCUUGGAAGUUCGAACAGGAUGUGGUGGAUGCAGACAUAUUUAGAUAGAGUAACUUAAAGCUGUUUGAAAGUUUAUUUACAGUGACUUGUGACUGGAAUAGAAUGGGCAGUGCAGUAUAUUACUGUAUUAACCAAAGGCCUUAGACCUGCAGAAGUGAUAAACAAAUUUUGAUGGAAGAUUGCAUUGUCGCACUACUCCUCCUACAUAAGUAAUUGAAUAUGUAAAAUCUUAAUAUGGAUCAGUGUUAAUUAUGUUCCUUUUUAUUUACUAAAUUGAUUUUUGGCAUGUACAGAAAGUAUUAUAAAUGCCCUCGAGUUGCAGCAAAAUGACUUUACAGUGAACUGAUGGGCACUGAAGGAAUGAAAUAUUUUAAGCUUUGUUUACACAAUGUUUUGUAAGCUCAAAUGUUUUUGUCUUCUAUUUGGAACAGGAUUUCUUUUGAGCUUGGUGAAUUGACCUCUUUCUGCUGUGAUUCUGAAAUGCAAAUGAAGGUUAGAGGAAGUCAAGAAAUGAGAAGUUCUGGAUAGGUGCCAUUGUUUAUGAUACGGGUUUCUGGGAUUGUGUUUUAAAAGCAUAUUUGACAUUCACUUUCAUUUCAUUUUCUUCAUGUAAGCACUUUUUUAAAAUUUCACUCUUUGUAAAUAAAGAGGACAAAAUGCUGUUGCUAGCUACAUAAGCACUCUUUCCUGAAAGAUUUAAGUGCUCCUUGCCCCACCAUGAAGAAAUGUUUUUUCCCAGUUUUGUUUUAGAAGUGCAUCAAGUGCUGUUAGCGUUUUAGAGAGGAUGUAAAGAAAAUUUAAAGUUUGGCAUUUGUAUGAAGCUUAUGCUAACUCUCAACAAUUUUAUUACUUUAUUAUUAAUAGAUGAGCAGUGUUUAAUAUAAAAUAAAAUUGGGCCAGUGGAUAUACAGGUAAAAACACCAAGUGCUUUUCCCCACUUGACAUUGAAGUUUAACUUCAUUGUUUAUUAAUAAUGUGCUGUAAGGUAUCAAUUAAUCCAACACUUUCCCCUCCUUUUUGCUCUUAAGUUGUAAACAGCCAAUCAUUGCAGCACAAUUAGGAUUUGCAAAAUGUAUUUGUAUCAGGCAUUGUUUCCCUAAUAAGAGGUAUGGGUGAUAAGUCCAUUGUAGGGACGUCGUUGAAACUGCUGUUUGUAACAAACAGGAAAGAACUGUUCCAACUCUCUAAAUUUAAAUUGCAUCUAAGUAAUUUACUGGUGCUGUUUUUGAUUUAUUCUGGAAUUACUUUGUUUAUUUUUUUAAAGUGACUAAAAAGAUUCCAUAAACCAGAUUAGAAAUUUCCUGGUAACAAAACUAACCACAGUUCACAUUACCAACUGGUUCAAUAAAAAGCUGAUGUAAGAAACUGCACUUUAUCAGUACAUUAGUUGCUUAGUAUAAUUCCAUUUUACAGUCUGUAAAUUUUUUUUAUUGAACUUGAAAUUCAGAAUCCACCUCAUCCUGGUGCUUGAUUUCACAGAAGUUGAAGUGUGUCGAGUACACACAGUAACAUCGUUUUGGGGUUUGGAACUAAAGUUAAAAUGCUGCUAAACAUAUUUUGAACAGUCUGGUCAUUUCUCCUCCCCACCCCCCCAAUCUUCUUUGUUUAAGUGACUGUUAUCCUUUUGUGGUAAUGGUAGACACUUCUGAUUGUACACUCAAGUGGAAUUUGUAAAGUAGCACUUAAAGCCAGACUUUAAUUGCUUUAAGAAUUGAUGCCACAAAGCUGAGUGUGGAAACUGUAGUGCUUACCUGUUUGUAAGCUUUCAUGGCAUAUACUCUUCUGUAGCCUCAGAAUGAUUUAUUUAAAUCUAAAUAAAUUUGUCAUUUUCAUAUAUUGUGUUUUAUCUUAAAUUUGAAUGACCGAUUUUAUUGCAUAUUCAUUACAAGUUGACUAAAGAGGGGGUCACUUUGAUUUUCAUAUCAACACAAUGGUUCAGUGAUGUACUGUCUACUAAAUGAAUGAUGUAUUUGGAUAUAAAUAGAGAUCUUCAGUAGUUUGAAAUCUGUCAUGCAUUUAGAAGGGUGAACUUUUUAAAUUUUGUGCAUUAGUUGGUCUCCUUAAGCAAUUUAACUAGACAAUCUGUAGUCACAUAUUUCUCUCUUACAUUUUUGUUGGGAAAGGAGAAGUGUAGAAAUAAUUUUUAAAUAUUAGAAAUCCCCAUUUGCUACCUUUCCCGUUGAAGUGCCUGGUUCACUGUGUAACAACAUUUCAGAUUACAAUCAUUCCAAGAAGAUACUGAGAUCCCAGGUAAUAUUGAGACUGUCUUU
Messenger RNA from Mobula hypostoma (lesser devil ray), 6611 nucleotides. It is a transcript of the gene mtmr3, whose product is annotated as myotubularin related protein 3. The record is from RefSeq and is a predicted model, not a curated record. The transcript is spliced from 24 exons. Gene Ontology annotation, biological process: phosphatidylinositol dephosphorylation; regulation of autophagy. The coding region runs from base 591 to 4235 and encodes 1214 amino acids. Gene Ontology annotation, cellular component: cytoplasm; membrane. Gene Ontology annotation, molecular function: phosphatidylinositol-3-phosphate phosphatase activity; phosphatidylinositol-3,5-bisphosphate 3-phosphatase activity; metal ion binding. NCBI's taxonomy places the organism in Eukaryota, Metazoa, Chordata, Chondrichthyes, Myliobatiformes, Myliobatidae.